UUGCUGUUGUUGUGGCAUUCUUCAUCUGCUGGGCACCGUUCCAUGCCCAGAGGUUGCUGGCCGUUUACCUGGCAACGGCCAGUCCCGAAGCACAGGCCGCUUUCCUCCACAUCUACACGGCCCUCAUGUACAUCUCAGGAGUCCUAUACUUCCUCUCGACGACCGUCAAUCCGGUCCUGUACCACAUCAUGUCCAACAAGUUUAGGGAGGCAUUCAAGAACACAUUCUACGCUUGGUUCGGCGGUAAAAAGAUGGUCAGAGGACGAGAGACGACGACGACGAGGACGUAUUCGAUGCUUUCCAGGUGUCCGCCUUCUCUGAAGAAGUAUCAAAGAUCAAUCUCGGACGGAGUAGCAAAUUGCCAGCAGCUUCCUCUGAAUCCUCACGACGAGGAUUCCGAUGAUAAGCAGAUCAGCGGAAACGGUAAGGUGGAUCGGUUUCGACCGAGGAUGCUUUCUCAGACCAGCCAGACGACCAUGUUAACCACAAUUUCCAAGUCGAUUUCCGUGGAUGGAGGUGACAGGAAAAAGCCGGAGCCGAGGAGGCACGAGGAUAUCGGUAACAGAAAGUAUUUGGAUGGAUUCUCGAAGAUCUUCAGUUUGCUGCACAGCCCGUACGAGGCGAAGAACUCGACAGCGGACAGCGCCAACAACACCAUCAGCAAUUCGAGUCUGCAGGAUCUGGAGGAGAUAGAGUUCAGCAGCAGCGAUCUGGUGCGGUACAUGGAAGAAGUCAACGAGGACCUCAUAUAGCCAAUACCCAUGCAAAGGCUUCGCACACAACUGGACACUAUCUACGAAUCGCAAUGAUCUCAUCCCAAGAGCCUAAGCAUACACCACUUAAUCCUUCGACGGUACGAAAAUCUACAAUUAUAUUCAUUCAUAUAUAUAUACAUAUAAAUAUUUAAUUGUUACGGAAUCGAUGUUUUAUCCUCCUGGUGAAGUGCUCGGAGACGAAGUUAAUUAUGUACAAAUUUCGAUUUAGAUGCUGAGCAAAACCCAACCCCAGUUUAUUUCUUUUAUUUUGUAAUUAUUUACAACUAUAUGUGAUAAUCGUAUAAGAAAACAAAAAACAUUUAUAAGUGUUACAGUUAUUCCUCCCACAAAAAAAAAAACCUUAGUUAACUUAGUGAUUCCAUCCUCAGAUUGACUGUUUAUCUAUAUAAUAAUUUUUAAAUCGUCAGACUUUAAAUAUUUUUAAUUUUAAUAA
This is a messenger RNA of Nicrophorus vespilloides, 1209 nucleotides long. RefSeq lists its product as uncharacterized. Lineage: Eukaryota; Metazoa; Arthropoda; Insecta; Coleoptera; Silphidae. Gene Ontology annotation, biological process: neuropeptide signaling pathway. Gene Ontology annotation, molecular function: neuropeptide receptor activity. The record is from RefSeq and is a predicted model, not a curated record. The annotation marks the transcript as partial. Gene Ontology annotation, cellular component: plasma membrane. The transcript is spliced from 2 exons.